AUGGACCAACCUGGAGGGCUUGCUUCCACUCAAGUUGAAGCGCAGAAUGCAGCUGCUCUUCAACUGGCUAUCAAGCAGUCUCUGAAACAGGCAGCUCUAGAGCGCGAGCUUGAGGCAAUCAGCGAGCAAUUCAGUCAGCCCUGCUACAAUACCAAACUUCAAAAGACUGAACCGUAUCACAAUGCUUUCCUCAGAAACCUCUUUGGCAUCAGGUACAUUUCUGGAGAACGAGAGAAGUUUCAGUUCGAGUUAGAUCGCAGCGUCAUCAAUAUUCUCACCAAACUUCGUCAAAAGACCUUCAUGUCAGCGGAAUUUGCGGAGAAAACUCACAUCGAAUUAAUCCUCCAACGCAUUGGUCAAGACCGCUACUGUUUCUCUGCUGUUGCUAGAGGCAUUGCUCAAGGUUUACACCACCGAUUUGCCGGACAGAACUGGGGCAGAAACGCUGUACAGCCUGCUCAAGCUACUCCAGCUACUCCAGCUACUCCAGCCGCGUCAGAUGAGGCAAAGAAGCCUAAACGCAAGCGUGAUGCAUCAUCUCCAUCCGCCAAAUCUCAAAAAGAGCCAAAGCAGAAGAAGUCCGUCGACGAAAUUCACAUCACCAAACCUAUCCCUGCAGACGACGACCCAAUCUUUGGCCUAAACGGUCCUAUGCGCGGUACACUCAUCAAGUACAACACCGUCGACCCUCAAAACGUCGCCAAGUCCAUCGUCCUGAAUCCAAACAUUACCCAAACCAGCUCGAAGGUGUUCGGACACAAUGGCAUCCGCAUGGGGCAAUUCUUCCCUCGCCAGAUGGCUGCCCUGGCUCAAGGUGCUCAUGGCUCUUCCCAGGCUGGGAUCUCUGGUACCGCCGAAGAUGGUGCCUACUCCGUCAUCGUCACAGGCAAGUACAGCAGCCUUGAGAAGGACGGGCUCGACAAGUUCGAGUAUUGUGCAACUGGCUCGAUGGAAAACACGUUCAAGGACUCCUUGAUCGAGAGUCAAGGCCUCAAGACCAUGAGGAGGUCCCUGAUGACAAAGAAGCCUGUUCGCGUCCUGCGUGGCGAGAACACUGAGUUCCGCUACGCACCAAAGGUCGGUCUCCGAUACGACGGCCUCUACACCGUGGCGAAGGAGGAGCAGAGGGUGAAUGGGAAGGGGGGGGUGUAUGCGGUGUUCGUGUUGGAGCAGGUGGAGGGACAGGCGCCGGUCGACUUGAGUCGACCAAAUGCGGGAGAUAUUGCGCUGUUCGGGGAGCUGAAGGAGAGACUUGCCUGA
Molecule: messenger RNA, 1260 nt
Organism: Endocarpon pusillum Z07020
Lineage: Eukaryota; Fungi; Ascomycota; Eurotiomycetes; Verrucariales; Verrucariaceae
Exons: 1
Coding region: 1-1260 (419 amino acids)
Biological process (GO): negative regulation of gene expression via chromosomal CpG island methylation; protein ubiquitination
Molecular function (GO): ubiquitin protein ligase activity
Source: RefSeq, a predicted model, not a curated record